Molecule: messenger RNA, 303 nt
Organism: Alternaria atra
Lineage: Eukaryota; Fungi; Ascomycota; Dothideomycetes; Pleosporales; Pleosporaceae
Exons: 2
Coding region: 1-303 (100 amino acids)
Biological process (GO): intracellular iron ion homeostasis
Cellular component (GO): cytosol; nucleus
Molecular function (GO): 2 iron, 2 sulfur cluster binding
Source: RefSeq, a predicted model, not a curated record
AUGAGUGCAAGGACGGACGAGGAAGCGGCAAAUGUCCAGGCGACUUCUGGCGUUACCAUGGAGGGACUGGAGAAGAAGUUGAAGGAGGGAUUGGGCGCAACCUAUGUUGAGAUUGAAGAUCUGAGUGGCGGAUGCGGGCAAAUGUACGAGGCCAUUAUCGUGUCACCACAGUUCGCCAAGAAGACUACUCUAGCACGCCAUCGGCUAGUCAACUCGACUUUGAAAGAGGAGAUUGCGGCGAUACAUGCAUGGACGCCAAAAUGUCAUACGCCAGAAGAGUGGGAGAAGAAGAAGCCUCAGUGA